Mytilus californianus (California mussel) is the source of this 5088-nucleotide messenger RNA. Its product is annotated as ras-related protein Rab-14. Gene Ontology annotation, cellular component: phagocytic vesicle; recycling endosome; trans-Golgi network. The transcript has 9 exons. Gene Ontology annotation, biological process: defense response to bacterium; endocytic recycling; Golgi to endosome transport. Gene Ontology annotation, molecular function: GTP binding; GTPase activity. NCBI's taxonomy places the organism in Eukaryota, Metazoa, Mollusca, Bivalvia, Mytilida, Mytilidae. The coding region runs from base 80 to 724 and encodes 214 amino acids. The record is from RefSeq and is a predicted model, not a curated record.
UGGAUCGCCUAUUUAUUCCGCCAUAUUGUUGCUGAUUCAGAAACACAAUUUCUGGGUUUUAUACAAAUUUAGUACAAAGAUGGCGGCAGGCCCUUAUAAUUAUUCAUAUAUAUUUAAAUAUAUCAUAAUAGGAGAUAUGGGAGUUGGAAAAUCAUGUUUACUGCAUCAAUUUACAGAGAAAAAAUUCAUGGCAGAUUGUCCACACACAAUAGGAGUAGAAUUUGGUACACGAAUAAUUGAAGUCUCAGGACAAAAGAUAAAAUUACAGAUAUGGGAUACAGCAGGUCAAGAAAGAUUUCGAGCUGUCACACGAAGUUAUUACAGAGGAGCUGCAGGUGCAUUAAUGGUUUACGAUAUAACACGGAGAAGUACAUAUAAUCAUUUAAGUAGUUGGUUAACAGAUGCCAGAAAUUUAACAAAUCCAAAUACAGUUAUAUUUUUAAUUGGAAAUAAAUCUGAUUUAGAAGCACAGAGAGAUGUAACUUAUGAAGAGGCAAAACAAUUUGCUGAUGAAAAUGGUUUAAUGUUUUUGGAAUGUAGUGCCAAAACGGGAGAUAAUGUAGAAGAUGCAUUUUUAGAUACAGCAAAGAAAAUUUAUCAAAAUAUACAAGAUGGAAGCUUGGACUUAAAUGCGGCCGAGUCAGGUGUACAACAUAAACCAGCCACACCUAGGAAUGCAAUUAGUACGGACCAGACACCUAAUGAUAAAGGAUGUGCAUGCUAGUUUAGUAGAUUUUAUCAUUGUAUGGACAUAUUAAUCCAUUCCAAAUCCUAUGGUUACUGGUGGAUCUAUCAAGACAGUCAUUUUUGUUCUUAAUCACUUUAUAUAUGUUACUGAAAAAUUUACUGUAAAAAACUGGUACUGUAUGAGAGAAUUAGAAACUGGUACUGUAUGAGAGAAAUUUAAACUGGUACUACACGAGAGAAAUAUCAAAUAUUGUGACUAUUUCUCAAACAAAUUUCAGUUGUGAUUGAUCUUGAUAUGUUUAUUCAGAAGACCCAAUAUUCUACUGAAGGUUGUAUUAUACAAACAUAUAUAAAUAGAAUAGAGCAUGAAUUGUGUGUCAAAGAUUUUUCAAACUUAUUAUCAGUUGUGAGUUUGUGAUUGCUGGUAAUUUAAACAGGGUAACCUAUGUAAAAGAUAUAAUAGAAGAAGGAAAGUUGUUUUUACUGUUUCAAAAGGAGUAGUUUUGAUAAGGCCCAGAUAUGUCCCCUAUUUCUAGCUAAAAUUUCAUAUUCGUAUUGAAUUGCUGUUAUCACUAUGAAUCUUAGUUUAAACAAAGACUUAGUAGAUGAAAAUUUUUCUUUUUAAUUCACGUAUCAAUGUUCGUUUUAUGACAAAUCAAUUAACAUCAAUUUCAAGUUUUUACCGAAUUAAUUGAAAACAUGCUAAUUUCGAUUGGUUUUUAGGAUCGGAAUCAUAAAGCACAUAGAACUAUAAAUUAAACAUUAAUUUUUUGUUAUAACAAAUAAUGUAUCUGACUUGACUAUUUAAUUUUUCAAACCAUUUGCUCUUUGUUUGUUAGGCCUAAAUUUUGUGGAAAUCGGGGAUUUGGUAAAAUUUCUCCAAAAUCUAUAAUUUUGGCUGUUCUGGUGUAAAAGUCAAUGUUUUAGCAAAGUCUGUCAAAAAUUGUUAUAUUUCACUUUCUAAAAUGUUUAUUCACCAGCUUGGAACUCAUUUCUUCUUGAUCGUCCUGAAUAUGCAUGGAAUAUUUGCCACUGGACGUUAAGCAACCAACAAUCAAUCAAUCAAUUUCUUCUUGAAAUAAUGGACUUGAUUUUGGGGCCAAAUAGUAAAGACAUUAACUGCCUACCCCUGAAAGCAUUUUCCGUAAUGUAUCAAUCUUUUUUGACAGCGUUAGUCCUAUCUUUUUAAGUCUUAUAUUGCUGUUGUUGAUAUAUGAGUUUUAUGUAAGUUUUAAAAUCAGUUGAUAGAUUUGCCAGUAAUCAUUUUGAAGUAGAGAAUGCUUCUCACAAAUUUUAUAACAAAAUUGCGCUGUCUUUAGUUGAAUAAUAAAUAUUGUAUUCAGUUUUUAGAACUACAAUAUAGUUUUCAGCAGGACUGAAAAAAGAUGAUUUUUUAAGAAAAAAAAAUUAAAUGUUCAGGACUGAUACAUAAAUGUCAUCCAGGAAAAGUACAUUGAAAUAAAUACAAUUGAUAAAUACCUAAUACCUCAUUCACAAAAUCUGAUAUUAGAAUUCUGUUGAUGGCUGUCAUUUAUUCCAAGUAUUUUCUCUGGAUGUUAUACGUGUUUAAACAAAACUUCUCAUAAGAAAAAAAAGCUGGAAAACAGUCUUAUUAAACUGUCCCAAAUGAAACAUAGUGAAUAAAGUUUGUGAGAAACAUUUUGAUAAUGUGAUGACCAGUAUUGGUCACAUGUCAGUCAUAUGAUAUGGUAUGCUGAUGUAUUUUUUGAGCUUUAGUGAAUGUGUGAGUGAAUGGAUUACACUUAAUCAUUGUGAUAACCAUUUUGUUUUUAAAGUGAUCAAGAAUUGUUGAGACUUUUGAAAAAACAAUAAAGUUCCUGGAAACGAAAGCAUUUGUUGAAAAAAAAUCUGUAUUGCAAAAAAAAAUCAUAAUGACAAUGAUUGAUUUAUAUUUAUAUACAAAAAACCACAUCGAAACAUUAAAAUCUGUUUGAAUUAAGAAUUACACAAAGAGUACAUGUACCUAAAAAAAAUAAUAGUUUUUCGUCAUUAGUUCGAAAUAGGAUUAAUAAUAUCUUCUAGGUAGGGAUGUGUGAGUAAUUGUAGUUUCUGCAUAUUUUAAGUGUUUGUGAGAUGACAUGACAUUGAAGGUAAAUAUAUAAUUAUUGUGGGCUCAGCAAUAUUUUCCUUUGUUAAUCAUAUGUAAUUACUAAAUUGUUGAGAGAUUAUUUUUUAUUUUGUUACCCAGAAUAGCAUAUGUGAUCUGCCAUGAUUUUUUUCUGCAAUAUUUUCAUGAAUACUGCUUCAUUUUAUAUAAAUUUAGAUAAAUAUGUUAACUAUUGGUUUCCUCUUGUCUGUAUGAUAACCUGCCCUUUCAGAACAAAUAUCUUUUUUCUUUAAAAAUUGUUAUGCUUGAUUUAGUUUCUCUUAUUCCUUACUUGAUUAAAUUUUGACAGUGUGUCAUGUUAUCAGAAAACUGUACUGUUUUUUUAUGUUGUUGGCUUAUAUAUUUUUAUGCAAGGUUUUAGAGGUAUCAUAUUUUGAGGGAAAGUAAGUUCAUUUGUACAAAUGACACACCAAUAAUUACUGCUAUGGCUUUGGAUUGAAUUUUUAUAACUCAUUCAACAUUAAACACAACAAAAACAAAAACAAAAACAAUAGUACAAACACAUUUUUACUUACACAAUUGGUUUAUAAUAGAGAAAGUUUUUUAUUAAUUCAUUUUACACAACUGUAAUUUUUUGGGGCUCAAAAUUCAAAAAUAUCUUUUCUACAUUAAAACUGUCCAUGGUGUAAAAUUUCCUUUUCAAAAAUAUGUCCAGGCAUUUAUCACAACAUUUAACUUCAAAUCUUAUUGAUAAGGGGUAAUGGUGUCACAGAUAAAACAAUAACAUUUAAAGAGAUAGAUAGAUUAGACGUUACUGUUUCCUGGUUAUCUUACUUUGUUUUUCAGCGCUGUUAGUGCAUUUAGGGAAGUAUAAAUUAUGGACCUUUAUUGACUGAAAAAAUGAUAAGCACAAACCACAUUUUUACAAGCACCAUUCGAUAUAUAAAUAUUUCCCAAAUAAUGCCUCAUAAACACCUAUACCCAUCAAUUCUAAAGAAGAUAUUUGACCCUGCCAGAAUUUUUUCUUGACAAAAAAAAGAAAAUGUGUCUUUCCUGAGGAUUGUACCUUUUAAAUAAAAUUAUACUCAAUAUGGAUUUUUGUAAGUUUAUUGAAUUUUUCAUGGAUUCCAUUGAUAGUAGCAAUUUAUUCAUUUGCUCAGUAAAAGCAGAUGAAAAUUAUGAUGCAAAGUUUAGUAACAGCAGCUCUUUGUCUUAGAGUGAAUAGUAAUACAAUGUACUCUUUAAAUACACCCUUAAAAGAUUUAAUGCAGGCAUGUCCAUUGCAGUGUGUUGGUUGACAAAUAAAACACUUUGAUACAAAUUCCACAUAGAAUUUAUUUAGAAUUAACCACAAAGUUUGAAUCACUUCAACCGGUAUGAAUAUUAUCUGUAUAGUAGGUAAAUUAAUCCACAGUAUUGGAAUAUACGACAGGGACCAAAAAAGUAAUAUAUUUUUAUUGCUAGAUAAGAAGCUUUGAGCAUGUGUUCUGUCCUUUAUAUAUCAAAUAUUUUUAUACAGUGCUUCAGUAGACAGGUUUGCUUCAGGAAGUCAUUAUUACAUGGGAACUUGUUUAGAAUUGUUUAAAGUAUGUAUGAACAAUGAAUGUAUUGCAUCAGUGCUAUAUUUAACAUAAAUUCGUUGUUUUCUAGUUCUGUUGUUAUAUUAUUUGUUGCAACAUGUAGAUAAAGUGUACUAAUUGUAUCACAUUAUUUAUUAUAUAAUUUUAUCAUUAUCUUAGAUAUUCAUGUACAAUUAUGUGUACAAUAUGUGAUAAAACUGACAUAAUACACUGUCCGUUAGUUGUCUCCCCUUACAAUACUAUCAUCCUUUCCUGUCAGGUGGUUGUUACAUAUAAUUUGAUGUAACUUAGUAGACACACCAACUCAAUUUAAUCCUAGAAAUAUAAAAAAAGACACACAAAAUUUUUAUUAUUAUUUAGAUUAAUUUUCUAUUUGCUUUCUCUAUGCGAAAAUGUUAGAGCCUUAGAAAAAUACUUGUUUUGGCAAAAAAUGAAAUAGCAGACUAUAUAGUAGAAACAUCUCAGAAUAAUGUUUUGUAGUGAUGAGUAGUCAGCAACUCUAAUCAUGAUUCUAUACAACUCUAAUCAUGAUUCUAUACAACUCUAAUCAUGAUUCUAUACAACUCUAAUCAUGAUUCUAUACAACUCUAAUCAUGAUUCUAUACAACUAUUAUCAUGAUUCUAUACAACUCUCAUCAUGAUUCUGUACUAAACACACUGUACCAUGAUCAUCAUAUGUUCACAAUAUGAAAAUUUUAAUGUCAAGUAUAUUGUGUAAAUAAUGAUAUUGACAAAUAAAUUAUACAAAAAAUG